Molecule: messenger RNA, 879 nt
Organism: Elephantulus edwardii (Cape elephant shrew)
Lineage: Eukaryota; Metazoa; Chordata; Mammalia; Macroscelidea; Macroscelididae
Gene: ACER3
Product: alkaline ceramidase 3
Exons: 11
Coding region: 76-879 (267 amino acids)
Biological process (GO): ceramide metabolic process; phytosphingosine biosynthetic process
Cellular component (GO): endoplasmic reticulum membrane
Source: RefSeq, a predicted model, not a curated record
GCCUGGGAGCCCGCGGAGCCGAGCGCCGCGAGCGCGAGAACCCGGGCGGCGGUGGUGGUGGUGGCGGCGCACACUAUGGCUCUGGCCGGCGACCGCGAGGGCUACUGGGGUCCCACGACCUCCACGCUGGACUGGUGCAAGGAGAACUACGCCCUGACCUGGUAUAUCGCCGAGUUCUGGAAUACAGUGAGUAACCUGAUUAUGAUCAUACCUCCACUCUUUGGAGCAGUUCAGAGUGUUAGAGAUGGACUGGAAAAACGGUACAUUGCUUCUUACUUAGCACUCACAGUUGUAGGAUUGGGAUCCUGGUGCUUCCACAUGACUCUGAAAUAUGAAAUGCAGCUAUUGGAUGAACUCCCAAUGAUUUACAGCUGUUGUAUAUUUGUGUACUGCAUGUUUGAAUGUUUCAAGAUGAAGAAUUCUGUAAACUACCACCUACUUUUUACACUAGUUCUGUUCAGUUUAAUAGUAACCAUAGUUUACCUUAAAGUAAAAGAGCCUAUAUUCCAUCAGGUCAUGUAUGGAAUGUUGGUUUUCACAUUAGUACUACGAUCUAUUUAUAUUGUUACAUGGGUUUAUCCAUGGCUAAGAGGAUUGGGAUAUACAUCCUUGGGUAUAUUUUUAUUGGGAUUUUUGUUAUGGAACAUAGAUAACAUUUUUUGUGACUCACUGAGGAACUUUCGAAAGAGGAUGCCACCCAUUCUAAAUGUGUUCACACAGUUUCACGCAUGGUGGCACAUUUUAACUGGUCUUGGUUCUUACCUUCACAUCCUUUUCAGUUUAUAUACAAGAACACUUUACCUAAGAUACAGGCCAAAAGUGAAGUUUCUUCUUGGAAUCUGGCCAGUGAUCCAACUUGAGCCUCUCAGGAAGCACUGA